GUGCACGACGCGUAAGGUCGUUGCACACCAUUUCUGCUCAGCUUGCCGUCACGGCGGCCGCAGGGUCGACCAAACCCUCACUAUGCGCUUCCUACAAGUCACUGACGGUGGAGAGUUGAGCCUCACCGAGGACCUGGGCGAAUCUUCUACACCCUACGCCGUCUUAUCCCAUACGUGGGGCCACAAGAACGACGAAGUCAGCUUCCAUGACGUUGAGAACAGGACAGAAAAGACAGAAAAGACAGUAAAGAGCAAGGCUGGAUACACGAAAGUGUCAUUUGGAAUCAGGCAAGCACGAGUCGAUGGGAUAGACCUUUUCUGGGUGGAUACUUGCUGCAUCGACCAGAACAGUUCCGCGGAGCUGACAGAAGCCAUCAACUCUAUGUUUCGAUGGUAUCAAAAGGCGGCCAAAUGCUAUGUCUAUCUCUCGGAUGUACGUGUGGACCCGAACCUCCAAUCGUCUACGAGCCGUUCCUGGGAACCUGCCUUUCGAUCCAGUCGGUGGUGGAGGCGUGGAUGGACACUACAAGAGCUCCUGGCGCCGACUGUAGUUGAAUUUUACUCCGUGGAGGGUAUACGGUUAGGGAGCAAAGAGACGCUAGAAGCGCUUAUCAACGAGAUUACCGAAAUUCCACUAUCGGCUCUGCGGGGCGCGACCUUGGACACAUUUACCGUGGAUCAACGCCUUCAAUGGGCUAAAGGUCGCCGUACGAAGAGAUGCGAAGACGAAGCUUACUGUCUUCUGGGAAUCUUUGGCGUCUUCAUGCCUCCAAUAUAUGGGGAAGGCGACGACAAUGCAUAUAGGAGGCUAUUGGAUGAGAUCGACAGAGCUUCGCGGAACCAGUACAAUGGCCGCUUGGGCCCUUACGUGCUUACGACACGGCCAGAGCAGACGAGAACGGCACCCGUCUUCGGCAACAAUCUGUUGCCGCUUGGACUUCCCAUGGGAUCUGGUGUCGACCAGAGAAAUAAUGCCUUUGCAGCGCUUAAGAAACGAAGUCCGCAGCAUCUUUCUUGUGAGGUGGACAAGUACUGGAACUAUUUCAAGAAAUACAACUACGACAAGGCUCUUUCUCGCGCAUCCAUUGCAGCCACAGGAUCCUGGAACUGGUUCACCAGCCACGCUGAUUUCUGCAAGUGGUCAUCGUCAGCAGUCAGACCAGUAAAGGAUCCUCCGCAAUUCUUCUGGGUGAUCGGGUCGACCGGGACAGGAAAAUCGGCCCUAGCCGCUUACACGAUUGAAAUCCUGCGAAAGAGGCAGCCCACGUCGUCGAACGGCACACCUCUAGUCCUAUACAGCUUACAUGAAGUGCCCAACAACCAAAAUAGUAGCCAGAUGAUCUGUGUCUUGAUUCACCAAAUCUUGGAAUGGCAUCCAAGUCUACGAGAAGCAGCAUACCUGAGGGACAUGGGUGCAUUUGGUCAUCUCACAUAUCAUUGGAACCGACCAACGACACAUCUUUGGCCCUUGUUGAAAAGUCUUCUCACGCAAGCUCUGAAUCAUGUGGACACAAUAUUCAUCGUGUUGGACGAGGUUUACAGACUAGAUUUUGAGCCUCAGAAAGAGUUCAUCGAGCAGCUAAGAUCCUGCGAAGGCGAUAUCCGAAUUCUGCUUUCCUGGAGGCCAUCCAGCGGACGACAUUCUUCGGACGACACACUUCUCGCCGAAGGCAAACCAAACGCGGUGAUUCUGGAUCUUGAAGACGACCAGUGUGCGAUGUCCGGUAUUGACAGUGACCUAGAUCAUUAUGUGAGAGUUGAGCUACAAUCAGCAGCCUUCGAACAUUUCUCAGAGGCUGUCAAAGUUCAGACAUUGAAAAGCCUUAGACAAUCAGCUGGCUUCACCUUCCUAACGACUAGCCUUACCCUCGCCUGGCUGUCAAUGGCUCAAUCGAAAGACACAGAUCAAAUUCUGGCGCAGCUCUCAUGCUUUCCAGUCGACAUUGAAGAAAUUUACAAGAGGCUUCUAGACGGAUUGCGACAUAUCUGUGACGAUACUAGCGUCAUUCCAGAAGUUCUUAAAGCCCUGAUGUUUGGGUUUGAGUCUUACACCCUUGCAGAGAUGACCGCCGUCGUCGACUGGUUUCGCUACGAUGCUGGGCAUCGCAUCUCCCCGAAAGACCUGCGCUUUGCUCUCGGUCAUUGUCGUCCCCUGAUUACUCUGAGAGGCAAGACUGAGAGAAUCCAAUUCUGCCAUCGCUCUGCUAGAUCCUUUUUGCUGUCAUAUCUCUCUGCUCUUUCCCCUCAAGAUUCGUUCUCUAUGAACAGCAAAUACAGUCACCAACAGCUAGCAAGCAUGUGUCUCUCAAUCAUGGUAUCAAUGAAGCACGUGAAAUGGCCACCUAAGCGACUUUACUACGGCGAUCUCCUACAGCCUAUUUUCAACCAAAAGCUCCUUUCAGGGUAUGCCUUCCGUCAUUGGUAUCGACAUCUGCACGCAGCUUGCCAAUCAAAAACAUUUGGGGAUCUUUCACGGGAGCUUGUUGAAAACGUCCGACAAUUCAGUAGGCUUUGGAUGGAGCCUGACACCGACACCGAGAGCCUUCGUCAUGUGAUUAUCAACCUCGGCGAAGUGUCUGGCGCUGAAGAUUUUCAACGCAAACUGCAUCGAUUUGAACUGUUCUGCGCCCUAGGUCUCACAUCAUUCGUCCAGGCCAUAUUGGAUAGCAAAGUCAAAAUCAUUAACAUACCUGUGUUCAAGAAGCGUUUCGAGAAGGCCCUAGCCCUUUCAAUCAAGCAUGGCCACCUAGAGACCGCUAAGAUGCUCAUCAAGCGUUAUAAAAUCACGUGUUUGGAUGGCCCGGCUUACAAUGGCCUUCUCCUGGCCACUGCUCGGCUGGGUAUGCGUGAACUCAUGGAGCUGGUCCUAAAAUUGCGCAAACGUGAACCCAUGGAGGUCAAUAUGGCCCACGGAGCCGCCGUCCUCACAGGUAACCGGGACGUUUAUCAGGCUCUGUCCAAGGGCAAAGCUUUUCAAGGUCAAGGAAGGUGGGGAGAAACAAUUCUCCAUGCUCUAUUCUCAGAAAGGUCCACAAAUCUAAGUGGCACAGACUUGUCAGACGCCGCUCGAGUGAGAAUGCUCGUCACGCAACAAGGCAUCGACCCCAACGUGAAAGAACAAUCAAUGGGGAAUACCGCGUUGCAUCUGGCUUGUUGGAAUGGGUUUGGUCCAGUUGCUGUAGAUGAACUCAUCGCCGCUGGUGCCAACACCCUGAGCCAGAACAAGUUCGGCUGGACUCCAUUGCAUCUGUGCGUUCGGUACGGCCGGUUUGAGACGACAGAACUGCUGAUUAAAAAGGGAGGAAGAGCGCUUGUUGAAAAGCUGACAAGAAACCGCAACUCGGCGCUUCACUGGGCUACGGAGACCAUGUCUGCGAACACCUGUUUUGACAGUCUAUGUUGCCCUGUUCUCUACCAAAGGGAGAUCUAUGAAGAACAACGCAUUAGAUCGGUGAAGCUGCUCCUUGAGAAUGGAGCGAAUCACCUCCUCAUGAACGCGAGAGGAGAGCCUGCGGGACGGAAGGCUCUCUCUGGACCCUCGGGUCAAGCACUCCUGAAGAGUAUACAAGCAUUUAGCAACAUUGAGAGGGUCUCAACUCAUGCACAGCUGUCCGACUCGGAGACCGUAGGGGAGAGGUCGCCGGGUGAAUGGGAACCGUCUCCUCUCAUGACCUCUGAGUCGGACAGUGACAUCCUCACAGAUACUGCUCGUAGCUGGAGCGUAGCUGGAGCAUAGCUGGAGGCUGAAACGGGGAGCGGUGCAUCGCUGAAUUUUCCCUUCUCAGCACAACAGAAAGCGCCGGAGUCUGGAUUUCACGACGGCUCUAAAUAGGCCUGAAACGGCCACAGGUGAUGGAUAUAGGAGACAGUCUACAUAGUAAGGAUUCUGACGAUGGAUAUAGCAGGGAAUCUCAAGGGCUGGGCUUACGACAGUCCGGUGAAUUCAUGGUCCUCCGUAUACAGCCUAGAAC
Messenger RNA from Cladophialophora immunda, 3971 nucleotides. RefSeq lists its product as uncharacterized. The coding region runs from base 83 to 3736 and encodes 1217 amino acids. The record is from RefSeq and is a predicted model, not a curated record. The transcript has a single exon. Gene Ontology annotation, molecular function: protein binding. Lineage: Eukaryota; Fungi; Ascomycota; Eurotiomycetes; Chaetothyriales; Herpotrichiellaceae.